UUUGGGCUCUUUUCAAUUAUUUCAGCCCAUAAUGUGGGCCGGCCCAGAUAAUGCUGAUAUAUAAAUGUGAACCCUAGUUUUCUAUCUUCAUUCCUCCGCUGCGUCCGCUAGGGUUUUUUGUUUCUCUGGUUGCUCGAUCUUCCUGAUCAAGAAAGGGGAAUGGCUCCGAAGAAGGGCGCAAAGCUUCCGGCGAAGAAGAAGACCGAGGCAGUUGUGAACCCACUUUAUGAGAAGAGGCCGAAGCAGUUUGGUAUCGGAGGGGCACUUCCUCCGAAGAAAGACUUGCAUCGGUUCGUCAAAUGGCCUCAAGUCGUGAGACUUCAGAGGAAGAAGAUGAUACUAAAGCAGAGGCUAAAGGUUCCUCCAUCCAUUCAUCAGUUCUCGAAAGCAUUGGACAAGAACUUGGCUACUAGUCUUUUCAAGAUGCUUAUGAAAUAUAGGCCUGAGGAUAAAGCUCAAAAGAAGGAGAGACUUUUGAAAAGAGCCCAAGCUGAGGCUGAAGGCAAGACGCCAGAAACUAAGAAGCCUAUUGUGGUGAAAUAUGGUCUUAACCAUGUCACAUAUCUCAUUGAGCAGAAUAAGGCACAAUUGGUGGUCAUUGCUCAUGAUGUGGAUCCAAUCGAGUUGGUUGUGUGGCUCCCUGCUCUGUGUAGGAAAAUGGAGAUUCCAUACUGUAUAGUGAAGGGGAAGGCCAGGCUUGGCACCAUUGUGCACAAAAAGACUGCGUCUGUCUUAUGCCUCACUUCUGUGAAGAAUGAAGACAAGCUCGAGUUUAGCAAAAUACUCGAGGCUGUGAAGGCUAAUUUCAAUGAUAAAUUCGAUGAGACCCGCAAGAAGUGGGGAGGAGGAGUCAUGGGCUCCAAAUCCCAAGCCAAAACAAAGGCGAAGGAGAGAGUUCUAGCGAAAGAAGCCGCCCAGAGGAUGACUUGAAUUAUCUGCCAAUCCCUUGCUGCUGCAUUUUUGUGAGUGAUAGAAGAUUCAAGAUUCAGAUCAAACUUGCUUUGUGUUUACAUCUAUCAACUUUCAUUGCUCUGUCUAAUGACUCCUUUCAAGUUUUCUAUUAAAAGUUAAGAACUAGUUUUGGUCU
Andrographis paniculata is the source of this 1087-nucleotide messenger RNA. RefSeq names its product 60S ribosomal protein L7a-2. Gene Ontology annotation, biological process: ribosome biogenesis. Lineage: Eukaryota; Viridiplantae; Streptophyta; Magnoliopsida; Lamiales; Acanthaceae. The transcript has 6 exons. Gene Ontology annotation, cellular component: ribonucleoprotein complex. The record is from RefSeq and is a predicted model, not a curated record. The coding region runs from base 160 to 930 and encodes 256 amino acids.